Molecule: messenger RNA, 1050 nt
Organism: Penicillium cinerascens
Lineage: Eukaryota; Fungi; Ascomycota; Eurotiomycetes; Eurotiales; Aspergillaceae
Product: C-3 sterol dehydrogenase
Exons: 2
Coding region: 1-1050 (349 amino acids)
Biological process (GO): steroid biosynthetic process
Molecular function (GO): 3-beta-hydroxy-Delta5-steroid dehydrogenase (NAD+) activity
Source: RefSeq, a predicted model, not a curated record
AUGGCCGAGAUAGUCGGAUCCAAAAAGGUCCUGAUAUCUGGAGGCACCGGCUUUGUCGGAUCCGCUACGGUACGCGCCCUGGCAGAGAAGCAUCCCAGCUGCGCCAUCACCGUCAUCGAUCGUAGCCCCCCACGGCCCCAGCAUGACAUCCCCGAGAAGGUUGAAUGCCUGCAAGUCGAUGUCACCAAUGCACAUGAAGUCAGCAAGGCAUUCCAGGCUGUCAAGCCCAAUGUGGCCAUCCACACCGCGGGGAUCGUGCCAGGUCUAGCCGAUCGGUUCGCCCGAAGGCUGGAGCGCCAGGUGUGGAAGACCAAUGUUGAAGGCACACGGAAUAUGCUGGAUGCGGCGGCAGAAAAUGGCACCGAAGCUUUCAUCUAUACCAGUACUUGCUGCGUAACGACUGAUGAUAUGCGCAUGCCUUAUCCCAAUAUCAACGAGCGGUGGCCAACAUCACCAAGCUCUCUCAUUUACGGCGAGUCUAAGGUCGCUGCAGCAGAGGCGCUUGUCCUGGAGGCGUCUUGCAGCAAGAUGGCCACCUGCGCCCUUCGGCCAUCGGUGCUGUGCGGACCGGGGGACUACCAGUUAGUACCGGCGAUUCAUGCAUGCAUAGCCAAAUAUGAGACUCCAUUCAUCAUCGGAAACGGCCUCAAUCUCUGGGACAUCACCCACGUGAGUAACAUUGCAGAUGCUCACGUCCUCGCCGUGGAGAACUUGGUGACCUCUCGCACGGCUGCCGGAGAAGCUUUCUUCAUCCAAAAUAAUGAGCCCAUUGCCUUUCGUGAUUUCUGUCUCGCUAUUUGGCGGCAGUUCGGACACGUCCCACCCUUCGAGAUCCUGGUCCCGGAGGGGUUGGCCUACCUUGCAGGGUUUGCGUGUGAGAUGACGACCCGGUUGUUAGGGACUACCACCACCUUAAGCCGUGGCAGUGUUCGAGACGCGUGUGCUGUGCGGUAUGCGAGCGGAGAUAAAGCCAAGGCAAUCCUAGGGUACAACGCUCGGAUCGGCAUCGAAGAGGCUAUCCGGCAGAGCUGCGAGGUGAGCAGAGAUUAA